AUGUCGCUCGAGACCUCAUCGCCCUCGCACCCCGUCAACCCCUUCCCGCUCCUCAGGCUCCCGCAUGAGCUGCUCGACGCGAUCUCUGACUACGCCUACGAAGAUCAAUUCCGUCCCAAGCCGAUCUGUCGAGCUUUGCGCGUUUUCGCGGAGAAGCGGUUCUUCCGCGACGUGCGCCUCAACACGUAUGAAGCGCUCGGCUCUUUCGCGGCGACGGUCAAUAGCGGAGCGCACCUGCGCUGCAUGGUCCAGACGGUCUCGCGAACGGCACUUGCGGACAGCGAGCGGUUCGUCUCUCGGAUCGAAUGGACGACGGUACUGCAUCGACUCCCGAACAUCUACGCCCUGGACUUGUCCAAUGUCGAUCCCGCCCUUCUCGAAGUUCUCGUCGAUGGUGGACUCGAAUCUCCAGCUUUGCGGAAACUGCGCAAGUUAGUACUGCGGUACAACGAACCGCCUGUCCUGAACAAACCGUGGUGGCCUGGCCAGCUUGCGCGGUACACUGCGCUGGACGACAUCGAGCUCAUCUGGUUUCAGGCCUUUCCGGCAGAAAUCGCGACACCUUCGCGCAUGCCGCUGCCGAGGAUCACUACUCUCAGCCUCUCAAUUGCUGAAUUUGAUCUGUGGCCAGCCCAGAACUUCGCCGCGCUCUUCCCGAACCUUCAGCGGCUCACGCUGGCGGACACGGGUCCUCGCGGCUUCGGCUCGAUACUGGCGACAAUGCCGAGCAGAAUUUGCUUCCUUGCCUUCUACGCCAGUUCCAUCUACCCACCUGAACCCGAUCCCGUAUUCCCUAUCGACGAGUACCUCGGAAGGUUCGACCAGCUCGAAGAGCUUCACCUCUGCCAAGACUCGUUCGUUGCUGCUGGACUCGCCACCAGUUUACGCACUUUCGUAAACCUGCGCGUCCUUUCGUUUGACCUAUGGUCUCCGGUUACGGACGACUUCCUCCUCUCCCUCGUCGAUGGUCCAACGCGCCUACACCAGCUUAGGCGUCUCGUCCUCAACUAUGUCUUAUGCGAGCGCGGGACAACGAUCACGAGUGAUUACACAUCGCCACUUAAAGCGGGAGACCUGGACGAUCUCGUUCACGACGACUGGUGCGCUCCGCAAUGGCCCGAGGAUUGCUCUGAGGCGGGACUCGUCGCCGUCGUCGACGCAGCCGAAGCAGCCGGCGUCGAGGUCGUUGGCACCGCGCUCGAUGCGAUUGGCUACGAGGAGGACUGGAACCGCCAAAUGGGCAAGACCUUGCUGGUCUGGGGAAGGCAGGAAGCCGACUUCGACGAGGCGAGGGAAUUCUUCGGCGACGAGUUUGACUGGGAGGGACGCGAGUUUUUCGGCGAUUACGAGUGGAAUCGGCUGUUGGAGGAGGAGCGGCGCAGGAUGUAG
Molecule: messenger RNA, 1389 nt
Organism: Rhodotorula toruloides NP11
Lineage: Eukaryota; Fungi; Basidiomycota; Microbotryomycetes; Sporidiobolales; Sporidiobolaceae
Exons: 3
Coding region: 1-1389 (462 amino acids)
Source: RefSeq, a predicted model, not a curated record